Caenorhabditis remanei is the source of this 651-nucleotide messenger RNA. RefSeq lists its product as uncharacterized. Bases 1 to 651 code for a protein of 216 amino acids. The record is from RefSeq and is a predicted model, not a curated record. The transcript is spliced from 5 exons. NCBI's taxonomy places the organism in Eukaryota, Metazoa, Nematoda, Chromadorea, Rhabditida, Rhabditidae.
AUGCUGAUUCAAGGGGUCACGGCACAUUCGAUUCGAUGUACAAAUGUGAAUAAUUUGGAAUUCAAGAAAGAUAUUGUGCAUGUUGGAAAUGUUACAUAUCAUCAUUACUUUCUAACUGAACAAGGAAUUUAUCGAGAACCAGAAGAAGGAGAAACUAAGAAACCGAGAAUAUCAGAUGACACCGCAGUGAGAGUGAGAAAUCUUCUGAAAAACGGAACAGCUCAAGAUGUUUAUGAAAUAGCACAGAGCGAAGGUUUACAAGUUUCAAAAAGACAGUGUCACAAUCAACUUAGACAUCUUCGAGAACCAUCUGGAUCCGAGUCAGUGGGACGAGUUGUUAAAAAGAAAAAGAAGGAAAUAACGAUGGAACAGUUGGAUUUAUUGAAGACACUAUUUCCAGAUGAAGUCACAUUGUAUAGAGAUGACAACAAUGCACUAAAUUAUGAAAUUAGAAUAUGCGCAUCUGGAAAAAUAGAUCAAACAUUUCAAGUCGAACAAACUGAUUAUCAAUAUGACGGAGUAGAGGAAUUCAGUUAUGAGGAUCAAAUGCAAGAUCAGAUCAAAGAGGAGCCAAAUGAGUUCAUUGAUGGAGUUCCCGAUAUCUCGGAUAGCUUGAUGCACUACCCAAAAUUUGAUUUAGAUCGUCUCUGA